Messenger RNA from Mitosporidium daphniae, 285 nucleotides. RefSeq names its product bifunctional protein FolD domain-containing protein. Bases 1 to 285 code for a protein of 94 amino acids. The record is from RefSeq and is a predicted model, not a curated record. The transcript has a single exon. Gene Ontology annotation, cellular component: cytosol. Gene Ontology annotation, molecular function: methylenetetrahydrofolate dehydrogenase (NADP+) activity; methenyltetrahydrofolate cyclohydrolase activity. Gene Ontology annotation, biological process: tetrahydrofolate interconversion. Lineage: Eukaryota; Fungi; Microsporidia.
AUGCAGGCUGACAUUCUUGUUUCGGCCACUGGAAAGGGGCAUUUUAUCCCAGGAUCUUGGCUGAAAUCCGGCUCUGUCAUUGUUGAUGUAGGUAUUAAUGUUUGCCAAAAGACAGGUUCGUUGAUCGGGGAUGUUUGCUAUCAAGAGGCCAUAGGGCGAGACAUUGCAGCUAUUACGCCUGUGCCAGGUGGAAUAGGCCCAUUAACGGUUGCAAUGUUGAUGGAGAAUACCGUGAACGCCACUGAGGAGUCAAUAAAAAAGAAUCUCCACCAUGUGGGAUUUUGA